Messenger RNA from Nicotiana attenuata, 1173 nucleotides. RefSeq lists its product as uncharacterized. NCBI's taxonomy places the organism in Eukaryota, Viridiplantae, Streptophyta, Magnoliopsida, Solanales, Solanaceae. The transcript has 2 exons. The coding region runs from base 1 to 1173 and encodes 390 amino acids. The record is from RefSeq and is a predicted model, not a curated record.
AUGAAGGAAUCUGAGACUGUCAAAGAAUACUCAGAUCGGUUGCUUGGCAUUGUUAACAAGGUAAGAUUGCUUGGUACUAAAUUUAAAGAUUCAAGAAUUGUUGAAAAAAUUCUUGUUACGGUGCCUGAAAAAUAUGAAGUAUCCAUAACUACCUUGGAAAAUACAAAGGAUCUAUCCAAGAUUACCUUGGCAGAAUUGUUAAAUACAUUGCAGGCACAAGAGCAAAGGAGGCUUAUGAGGCAAGAUGGUAUGGUUGAAGGAGCCCUGACAGCCAACCACAAAACUCAAAGCAAGGGUCAUCCACCAUUCAAAUGUUGGAAGAGGCCAGAUGCAAAGUGCAAAAUUUACAACCAACCUGGUCAUGAAGCUGUAAUUUGCAAAGGCAAAUAUCAAAAGCAUGAAGCAGAUGCCCAAGUCGCCAAUGAAGAAGAAGAAGAUCACUUGUUUGUGGCAACUAUUCUUUCAACCAAAAAAUCUGAUUUUUGGUUGAUUGACAGUGGUUGUACAAACCACAUGACAUAUGACAGAAAUUUUUUCAAAGAGUUCACGUCUAUAGGAAAUAAGAAAGUCAAAAUUGGAAAUGGUGAUUAUAUUCUUGCUAAAGGAAAAGGAACUGUUGCAAUCCCAAUAAAUUCAGGUACUAAGAAAAUUUCAGAUGUUUUUUAUGUUCCUGAUAUUGAUCAAAAUUUAUUAAGUGUUGGACAAAUAAUGAAAAAAGGAUUUAAAGUAUCGUUUGAAGAUAAAUAUUGUUUCAUUUAUGAUGCAACUGGACUUGAGAUUUUAAGGGUUAAAAUGAGAGGUAAAAAUUUCUCAUUUGAUCCAACCGAAGAUGAAGAAUGGAGCCAAAAGAAUCUACUAAGUGCAGGUAAUUCUGCAACUGAGGACAUAUGUGAAAAUAAGGUAAGGAAGAAGUUGUCAAUAUUUCAGAAAAUGCAAUUCUGGAAGAAAGUUGACAAGUCUCAAGGCAAGAUGCAAAUGAAGCUGAAAAACGAGCCAACUUAUUUCAUUAACAAUGAGAUGCAGCAAAAUACAGAAGUGAACUCGAUUCACUGCAAGUCCAAAGAUCAAUUGGCAGAUUUACAUACAAAGUCGCUUCCAGUUAAAGGUUUACAAGGGACAAAUUCAGAAUUUGAAACUUCAAAAGCAAGGAGGAGUGUUACAAAUAUGCUUUAG